Molecule: messenger RNA, 1453 nt
Organism: Paramecium pentaurelia
Lineage: Eukaryota; Ciliophora; Oligohymenophorea; Peniculida; Parameciidae
Source: the annotation of a GenBank genome assembly
AUGUAAUAUAUUUUGCUAUUGAUCAGUCUAGGCACAAUAUUUUGUGGCCCACCGUCUGAUCUUGUAGAUCCCUUUUAAUAUGAAUACUUUAGAAUUCCUUAUAAUAAAACUAUGUAUUCAGGAUAUUUGGAACCUCAAGAUAUUCCUGAUCAUCAUUUUCAUUACAUAUUUUAUCCAAAUGAUAAAAGUGAUGCUCCAGUAAUAUUAUGGUUAAAUGGUGGACCAGGAUGUUCAUCUCUUACAGGAGCAAUGAUUGAAAAUGGUCCAUUUGUUUUCAUAGGAGGAACUCCAACUUUUGAGGAAAAUAAAUAUUCUUGGGCAAAAUUUGUAAACAAUUCUAAUAAAAAUUAAAGGCUCAUAUGCUUUAUGUAGAGACUCCAGUUGGCGUAGGGUUUUCAUAUAAAGAUGAUGGAAAUACAACUACAAGUGAUGAUGUCACAGCAUAAAAUAAUUAUUAUAUGUUAUUAGCCUUUUAUCGUAAAUUCCCAGAAUAUAAAAAUAAUGAUUUAUAUAUAGCUGGUGAAUCUUAUGCUGGAACUUACAUUCCAACAUUAGUGAAUAAGAUUAUCGAUAAUAGUUAAUCAAAUAUUCGAAUUAGAGGAAUGAUGAUUGGAAAUGGAUGUACUGAUGCUGCUGAAUGUACAAAAGAAGCAAAAUACUUUCCAUAUUACAAAUUUUAAUUUCUUGCAAAUCAUAAUUUUAUUAGUCAAAAACUGAAUGAUUUUAUAGAAAUUCAUAAAGCAAGGUGUUAAUUCAAUAAUGAAUAAUUUUGUUAAGAUUUAUAUCAAGAUAUUUUAACAGAAACCAAUUUAGAUGGAUCCUAUGAAUACAAUCCAUAUAAUGUUUAUGGUACUUGUUUCUAACCUCCAGUGGAAACACCUUAAGGUGAAAGAAUUCCAUAUGCUAAAAAUAAAUUUGAUCCAUUUGACAUAAUCUAAGGACAUAUUCCUCCUUGUUCAGAUGCUGUUGGAUUAUAUCAUUAUCUUCGUGAUGAUGAAUUUAGACAAGUAAUGGAUAUAUUAUAUUUUUAGUAUUUAAAUAUUCAUCCUAAAAGUGAUUAAUGGGCUAAAUGCCAAUCUCUCAAUUACACAAAAGAUCCAAGAGCCACUUAUUAUUUAUAUCCCAAAAUUAUGGCAAAAGGAAUUAAAAUACUUAAAUUUAGUGGUGAUGUCGAUGGUGUAGUUCCAAUAACUGGAACAAUAUAUUGGAUAGAAAAACUUUAAAAAGAAUUAAGUACUUCUUAUUUAAUAAAAAAAUAGAUUUACCAACUAUUUAAUAAUGGAGACCAUGGUUCAAAUCAAAUAAAUAAAAUGCUGGUAAUCUAUGGGAGAUUGAUGGUUUAUUAUUUGUGAGUGUUAGAAAUGCUGGACAUAUGGUACCUGCUGAUUAAAAAGAAGCUUCAUUUAUUAUGGCCCAUAAUUUCAUUUUUGAUGUUCCAUUUCCAGAAGAAUGA